AUGACAUCAAUGGAGAACAGAUCUGAAGUGAGUGAGUUCAUCCUCCUAGGAUUAACAGAAAUUCCAGAGCUUCAGGUUCCUCUCUUCAUCAUGUUCACCUUCAUCUACCUCAUCACUCUUGUAGGGAACCUAGGGAUGGUAGCUCUGAUAUCCUGGGAUUCUCUCCUCCACACUCCUAUGUACUUCUUCCUCAGUAACCUCUCCCUGGUGGAUUUUGGCUACUCCUCUGCUGUUACUCCCAAGGUGAUGUCUGGGCUCCUCACAGGGGACAAGGUCAUUUCCUACAGUGGAUGUGCAGCACAAUUAUUCUUCUUUGGGGUCUUUGCUACCACUGAAAGUUUCCUCUUAGCCUCUAUGGCCUAUGAUCGCCAUGCAGCUGUGUGUAAGCCCCUACAUUAUACCAUUACCAUGACUUCAACAGUAUGCGCAUUUCUGAUCAGUGGCAUCUACAUCAGUAGCUUUUUGGCCUCUUCCAUCGCCACAGGAGCAGUAUUUAGCCUUUCCUUUUGUGGUUCCAACAUAGUUCAUCACUUUUUCUGUGAUGUUCCCCCUCUCCUAAUUCUUUCUUGUACUGAUACUCAUAUCACUGAAUUAAUAUGCUAUAUCUUAGGGUCAUUCACUGUCUUUUUCCCAUUUCUUGUCAUCUUUACUUCUUACUUGCUAAUCUUCAUCACCAUCCUGAAGAUCCAUUCUGCUGAAGGCCGUCAGAAAGCCUUCUCUACUUGUACUUCCCAUCUCACAGCAGUGUCUAUAUUUUAUGGGACAAUCAUCUUCAUGUAUUUCCAGCCUAGUUCAAACCAUUCAAUGGACUCAGACAAAAUUGCAUCAGUAGUCUACACCAUGGUCAUCCCUAUGCUGAACCCUCUGGUCUAUAGUCUUAGGAACAAAGAUGUGAAAAAUGCUUUCAGAAAAGCUUUGAGGGGACAACAAUUAACUCAUAUUUUUUCUUAGAUUGAAAAACCAUUCUGUAUCUUCCACUUUCUGGGAUGCAGAACUGAAUGCGCUGAGAAGUGGAAUCCAAUCCUUUUUUUUUUUCUUUUUUUAUAGCUAAUCUAGUUACAGAUCUGUCUGUCUUCAUAUAUAUGAAUGCACAUAUAUAUGUUU
Molecule: messenger RNA, 1104 nt
Organism: Antechinus flavipes (yellow-footed antechinus)
Lineage: Eukaryota; Metazoa; Chordata; Mammalia; Dasyuromorphia; Dasyuridae
Product: olfactory receptor 5B2-like
Exons: 1
Coding region: 1-951 (316 amino acids)
Biological process (GO): sensory perception of smell; G protein-coupled receptor signaling pathway
Cellular component (GO): membrane
Molecular function (GO): G protein-coupled receptor activity; odorant binding; olfactory receptor activity
Source: RefSeq, a predicted model, not a curated record